UUGAAAGUGGUAUGAACAUGCAACUAGUUUGAGAAACACCAUAAAGCCUUUGGGAAAAGAGAGACUAUUUCCUCUUCCUCCUCCUCUGCUCGACCUCCUUUUUGUAUCCCCUGCUUUCCGUCACUGACUUGAUUUGUUGUUUUGAUCGCCACGCGGAGGAGCUGCUGCAUCUGUGCAGCACGGGGAGAAUACAGUAACAACUAGCCUGCAACUUCCAGCGGAAUCUUUAAACUGCCUCUCCUGAGGUCUUCAGAUGGAGCCAAAGCAAUAAGGAAUGCCAUUGGAUGCCCGUGGAGACGCGCUCCUUCCGUGACACGUCAGCCGUGGGUCGAUUUCCAAGUGUCACACUCGCUGCGGGUGACGAGGACCCCGAGGAGGCUCCCGAGGAGGCUCCCGCGAAGGCCCCUGAGGAAGCCAAAGACGAUGUGUGCCGGCAGUGGCUGCGCCGCGUGGGCCGGUGCUGCUGCCCAGAGACGGACGACGACGUCACCAAUACGCUCGUCACGGCGCUGGAAGAGGGCAAGGACGAGGGGGAGCUCGGCAAGAGGCCUGCGCCCGGUGAUAGCGAGCUCGCCGAGCUGCCCCUCAAAGUGAAAUCAAUAGACCUGAUGAAGGGCAAAGCAGGAGCCGAGCGCCUGGCGCACCGCACGCACCUCUACCAAUGCGACGACUUCAUCAUCCGGAGAGGCCAGACGUUCCACAUGUGGCUCACGCUGUCCCGAGCGUUCCAGCCCGACACGGACAAACUUCACUUGGAACUCAAAACAGGGUCUCUGCCAACGGUGUCAAAAGGAACGCACGUCAUUAUCCCACUGGUGGACGAGCUGCGGGACAACCGCUGGCAAGUCGCCCCGGAUGAGUGGGACGGCGCGAGGAUGAAGCUGUCCGUCAACUCCCCGGCCAGCGCUGCCGUCGGGCGCUAUCGGCUCCAGGUGGAAACGGAGUGUCCGAGCGGACGGGCUAUUUCUGCACACGACCCCGCUAAUGACAUCUAUGUGCUGUUCAACCCCUGGUGUGACGAGGACGCAGUGUUCAUGGACGCUGAAGACGAGCGUCAGGAGUACGUCGUCAACGACGUCGGGCGCAUCUAUUACGGCACGCAGGACCAAAUUGCGGUCCGGACGUGGGACUACGGACAGUUUGACGACGGCAUACUGGCCGCGUGCCUCUUCGUCCUGGAAAAGAGCGGAACUCCUCCGUCUGGGUGGGGGGACCCUGUUAAUGUGGUGCGAGUUGUGUCAGGCAUGAUCAACUCUCGCGAUGACCAAGGUGUCGUGGAGGGAAACUGGUCGGGGAAUUACAUUCAAGGAACAUCUCCGACCGUCUGGAGCGGAAGUAUGGAAAUACUGACGGAAUACCACAAAAACAACGGCACUCCCGUCAAAUACGGCCAAUGUUGGGUUUUUGCUGGGAUCGUCACCACAGUUUUGAGGUGUUUGGGCAUUCCCAGCCGAACGGUGACCAACUUCAGCUCCGCACACGACACCGACGUCUCCUUGACGACAGAUGUGUACCUUGACGAGGACCUGCAGCCCUUGGCUCAUCUGAAUGCGGACUCCGUCUGGAACUUCCACGUGUGGAACGACUGCUGGAUGGCUCGUCACGACUUGCCUGCGGGAAUGGGCGGCUGGCAAGCGCUGGACGCCACGCCCCAGGAGACCAGCCAGGGCACGUUCCGCUGCGGCCCCGCUUCUCUCGCCGCCAUCCGCGAUGGUCAGGUCUUCCUCAAGCACGACGCCCAGUUCGUGUUUGCCGAGGUGAACAGCGAUAAGAUCUACUGGCAGAGGAACCCGGACGGGACCUUCUCCAGAAUAUAUAGCGAGAAGAAGGUCGUGGGCCACCUCAUGAGCACCAAGGCCGUCGGCUCGGACGAACGAAGCGACAUCACACACCUUUACAAGCACCCUGAAGGAACGGCGGCUGAGCGCAUCGCUGUGGAAAUGGCAUGCCGCUACGGUUCCAAAGCGGAGGCGUACUCCUCCCCCGUGGUGGAGGACGUGGCCAUCGCGGUGGCCAUGGACGGCGACGGCCCCCAAAUGGGGCGGGACGCCGAGCUGACCGUCACGCUGCGAAACAGCAGCGCAGAGCACCGACGCGUCGUCCUGCAUAGCCAAAUAGCCGUCAUGUACUACACCGGCGUACACAAGGCAACCGUCAGGACGGAGCACACCGACCUGGACCUGCUGCCCACUGAGGUGAAGGUUUUGGAGUGGACCCUCGAGUACAAAGACUAUAAGGACCAACUGGUGGACCAGGCCGCCCUCAUGUUGACGCUGUCGGGCCGGGUCAAAGAGACGCAGCAGGUCCUCGCCACGCAGUUUAGUUUCCGACUCAGAACUCCAGGCUUGCUCUUAAAGCCCAUCGGGAAGGCCGUCGUCGGGGAGAAGAUACUCGUGGAGAUUUCCUUCACUAACCCUCUACCCCAGGUGCUGACGUCAGUCAUGUUCCACGUGGAGGGACUGGGCCUCACCACCGCUCGAAAGAUUCAUUACGGAGAUAUCAGGAGCCGAGCCACCGUCUCCUUCACCGAGCACAUGGUGCCCACGCUGGCCGGGCCCAGGAAAUUACUUGCGUCUUUGCACUGCCGGCAGCUGACGCAGGUCCACGGUGUGACAGAUGUCGCCGUGCGCCAAAGAAGCUAUGGGGCGCUAUAAGCGAUGACCUUUUCUAUAGAAAGGAUCAAGAAAAGCACAUAGUCAAACUUUAUUUAAAGCCUGACAUUGGGCACCGCAAAGGAAUAUAAAAGCCCUCGGGCAAAUGUGGGAUUUUACCUCGGAAAGCACUGAAAGUGAAAGCGUAUACUGGAGUCACACUCCGAAAUAAUUAACAAGCUGUAAGUCCUUGUCCUUGACAGUGCGCUUUUAGGCAUGGUUACGUUGGAAUAAUUUUUUACACACAGUGGGACCUCUAGAAGGUCAGUGCCGUGUUGAGCGGUAAGUAAGCAUGUGUACCUCUUAGCCAAAAGAUUCUCCUUUAUGGAGUUUGCAUGCACAUUCCAAACACAUUCAUGUUAGGUUCAUUAAAGGCUAAAUUGCCCAUAGGUAUGAAUGGGAGUGUGAAUGCUUGUUUGUAAUGAUGAUGAUAAUAGUCAUCAAUUAACAUUCAAUUAAUUGCUUUCUCCAAUGAUUCAGGCGGGUUGAUGUCCACCGUUCACAAAUUUAUGAAUGAAAUACAUCUGAUCCAUCACCCGUCCGCAGAGCUCGCAUGUCUGUCUGCCUGCACCGCGAUCAAAUUCAACCAAAAUUGCGUUAGACUAGCUACUCCAAAAGUUAGACAUGGUUUCAGAAGGCGUAGGUUUAGACCGGCUUUCAGUCACCAAAUUGUCACAUGCGGCGGGGCACAUGUCGAAGGACAAACCGUUGCGUCGGCACGCCCAUCUGGGCGCAGACCGGUCUGCCAAAUUGGCAAACAUUGGUUUUAAACUGGUUUAUUGUACUGUAUUCUAGUAACUGUUGUCUUUUCUGUACCAAAGCUUGGUUUGCUCCUCUUGACGCAGUUUUAAAUAACAUGAGCUGAUAGCAAACUGUGCGAAAACCUCACAUGCUUCUGGAUUGAAUGUGGACGGGGUGCACUCCAGCAUGUGGAGAGAGCCCUCGUGUUUGAAUGCAUUCACGAUUAUUCAUCCCUAACAGCAGCAUAAUUGGCAUAUGUACUAUUUUGUAACUUGUUUGUUAAAGCACCCCCACUCCGAGUGUGUUUUAUAAAGCUAUUAUAACAAUACGGCUAGUAUCCAGUAUCAUGCUGUGACUAGUAUCACAAUACAGCGCGAUAUAUAUGCUAAUAUCACAAUCGAACUAAUUUCAGAGUACAACUUUAAUUAUGACCUCACGAGUACCACGAUAUGGCGUUAUCAGGAUAUUCUUUGAAUUACAAAUCUGCUAUGAUCACAAUACAGCUAGUAUUGUGAUACGGAUGGUAAAAAAAAAUCAGAUGGUAUCAAGUUACAAUGAGUAUGACUUUACAGCUCAUAUCGCGUAUUGCCUGUAUCACGAUACAGCAUGGCCAGUAUAAAAAAAUCCUUCAGUAUCACGAUACGAUAAGUGUCACAAUAUGGCUUAAUAUCACAAAACAGCCACUAUCAUAAUACGGCCCGCAUCACAAGUCGGCUUUGAUUACGAUUACGACAUAACUUGUAUCAACUGGGAUCAUGAUACUCCCAAUAUUAGGAUACAGGUAGUAUCACAAUACAGUUACUAUGCCGGUAUGGCCAGUAUCACGAAACAGUUAGUUACAAUAUGGCCAAUAUGUAUAUUAAAAAAAAAUUAUAAUAAUAAUAAUAAUUAUAUCACGAUGCAAGUGUCACAAUAGGGCCAGUCCAGUAUUACAAAUCAGCUAGUAUUACGAUACAGCUCGUAUCUCAAUGAAGUUAGCAUUAUCAUCCAGCCAGUGUUACCAUAUCAGCUAGUGUGACAUCAUGACCGGUGUCACGUUAUUGCUCGUGUUAUGAUACUGCUUAGUAUCAUGAUACAGCCAGGAUCACAAAACAGCUUGUAUCAAUCUUGUAUAAUCAAGAUUCUAGUAUCAGGUUUCAGUCAAUAUCGGGACACCCGAUAUCGCAAUGAGAUUUUUAGCAUACAGAAGUAGGAUAGAGCUACUGUAGUUUUUCAUAGCCAAUACCAGGAUACAAAUAGUAUCACCAUACACAGAAUAUCUGAAUAUCUGAAGUAGUAUCGCCUACAUAUGUACAGCUAGUGUCACAAUGUGGCCAGUAUAACAAAUCAGAUGGUGUUAACGUUAUAAAACCUUGUUAUUUUUUCACCAAAGCCCGAUUUUCUCUUCUCUCACUGAUUUUUAAUCAUGUGAGCAAAGAGCAAACUGUGAGGAAACACAAUAAUGCUUUCCCAUUAAAUGUAGACCAGAUGAACUCCAGGAAAUGGAGAGUACACUCAUGUUUGAAUCAAUUCGCUAUUAUUAUUCGCUAACAGGGACAAAGUUUGCACAAGGUCUGUGGUUUUGCAGUGUGUUUGUUAAUGCACCCACACGCCAAGUUCAUUUUCUCUAGGCGCUUCAUGUUGGACACAUUCAGUUAAAGUUCAGCGGAUAAGAGACAAGUUAUUCGAUAUUCUGUCAGGGAUAGAAAAGAAAUGAGGAAAAAGAAUUACAUGAGGCCCAGUUUACCGAUACCUCACAUCUUGACCCGGUGCCCCCCAUUAAUGAUAUGUUUUUGCGUCUGAUACCGUGACAGAAUGUAGGCCACCACACAUUGAACAGGAAAAUAUGGGCGCCCAGUAUGAAAAACAAACGUGCUGCAUCUCAUUUAAAAGGAAGCCAACCAAAUGUACCGGUUCACUUAUGGUUAGCUGUGUCAAUGUUGGACAACUCGUGCCAUUUAUUCUUUCAAAUUGUAAUAAGAUCAUACAUUUGCACAACUCUUAACCAUGAGAUAUGUGCAGUCAUGCUGCGAUUCUUCUUCUUUUUCUUGGAAAGGUCUUUGUCUCACCCACUGCUGUUUAAAAAAAGAUGAAGCACUUUCUUCCGGUUCAGGUCACUGGCGGAGCCCUAUGGCACAAUACGACAGCAGGCCAUCAUCAUAAAUUAGCAACUACAGUAUAAGCAAAAAAAUCAUAAUACGCCAAGGAACAUGAUACAGCUACUGUCACAUGAUGGCGACUGUGAGUACUGUAUAACAAAACAACUACUAUCGCGAUGUGAACAGUGCCAUGAAUCAGCUUCUAUUACGAUUGGGCUAGUAACCCAAUACAGAUAGUCUUACGAUGGGGCUAGUAUGUUACAAGCAGGACCGCAAAUCAGCGAGUAUCAUGAUACAGGUGAUGUGGCAAAUAUCACGAUACGACGCGUAUCGUGACACAAUGAGUAUCAUCAUUCAACUAGUUUCACAAUACGCUUGAAUCACAAAUCAGCUAGUAUCAAGAUAUAAACUAGUGUUAUAAUGCAGAAAGUAUAAAAAUAUGACUAGUAUCACACUAUAGCUAGUAUCACAAUACAGCCAGUAUUGUGAUACGAUACAAAGUUGGCCAAAACUCAGCCUCGAUACACCUAGAAUACAUACAUCUAGUAUCAGAAUGUGACUAGUAUCAUGAUACAACUAGUAUCACGAAAGAACUACAAACUACAACCAGUAUCAAGAUACAGCUGGUGUUUUAAUUCGACCACGACCAAAAGACAGCUAGUAUCAAGGGUGGUAUCAACGAUCAGCUUGUUUUACGAUACAGCUAGUAUCAUGAUUGGCCCAAGAACAAAAGUCAGUCUUUCAGAUACCUCUAGUAUCGCAAAUAUGUAAGUGUCACGAUAUUAGUAUCAUGAUACCAUUUGUACCAUGAGUAGGUACGCGCACCCUUGUGCGUCUGAGACGCUGAUUAUGAAGCUACAGGCUCCCUCGUGUUUCAGUGUUUUACAUAAGUUUCAAUAUUGUAGUUGGUUUUUCUCAUGUGUGAUGCAAAUGAAUGGCGAUGAGUCAAACUAUGGAAGUAUUAUAUGGAAAUAUAUCUGUCGCAAAUUCAAACUCCAUAAAUUAAAAUGUCAUGGUCUGAAAGUACAUCUUUACCAUCUGAGUUUGGAUUUGAAUUUUUGGGUCGAACGCUAUCACCCAAAUGUAGGAUGACUAACAAUAUUGGCUGGCUGAGUCAGGUGCCUGGCAAAAUGCAUAAGAAUGGAGAAAAACAUUCUGAGAAAUACUUCUUCAUCCCAGCCAUAAUCCCUUCUUGGCAAAAUAGACAGCCGGAGGGCUUCUUUCAGCCUCUUCAGAAACUUUAUCGACCACCAUUUUCCUCGUGUCUGAUGUUGAGGCCUUGGCGAAAGACCUCUCCUCCCCUAAUCCGGACAUGCCCCACGAUCUUGUCGUGCCUCAUGGGCUGCUGCGCCGCUUCGGAUGGUGUCCAUUUCCAUCCAGCUGUCAAGGGUGCUGCGGUACUUUUGAUUUGAUUUGAUUGAACCUUUAUUUAUCCACGUAAGGCAAUUGAGAACAAAUUCUAAAUUUGUAAUUAUGUCGACCUGGCUGCAGACAGCAGAGUAAAACAAAGCAAAACAAGCGCAAAUACAUGUACAACAAACUGUACAAAUGUGACAGGCUAAAAACAGUUGUAGUGAUCACAGUAUGUAUGUAUGUAUCACCGUGCCGCCACAGCCUGUGACACUGAGCCAUUUUUUCAAGUAUGAAGUCUUGGAUCUUUUUCUAGUAUCCAAAGUGGAUUCCCAAUCAAACUAUGUCACAUUACUUAUUCAUUAUCAUCAUAUCAGUUCCUUUGCUUGCGUGUCUGUCCCCUAAAAAUGACAGCCGUCGUCAUCGGCAACUUUUUGCACAUCAAAGUGUUUGGCGGGGUCCAAACUUUUUACGAGUGACAAUGAUCCCUUCUUGCCGGUGAAGAAAAUGAUACCUCCCGUUCUUGUGUGGGUGAUUGUCAGAUCGCCUUGGGAAAGCUGUCAAAAAAAAAAAAAAAAAAGCUAUACGACUACCAUUACGACUCGCCCCGUCAUAUGUGUUCUGCUCUUUCCCAAGCCACUUUUGCGCUGAAAUAUUGAGCACUGAAGCUCAUCUGACAUGAACGCCGUGUUCUUUCAUUUGAAGCAAGCACGGUGAAUCACAGUCCCUCUUUUUAUGCCAUACGGAUUCCACAUAUUUACACCUUUGCUAACCCUAACCCCACAAUAAGUAGACCAUAAAUAAAAGCAUUUUUUAAAAUUAUUAUUUUAUCCCUUUUUCGGCAGUUGCGUAAAUUAAGCAAAAUACUGAAUUUUGCCAAUCGGAAGCAUCAGGGAACAUAAUGUAACUCAAACUGACAGCUGGUUCAUUAAAAAUGAUACAUCAUUCAACACACGUAGGCUAUAUUACGUUCAAGAAGACUACAUUGUCAAUGAUAUUUACAAAAUCACAUUAUCCUCUUUACACUCAAAUUGUCUUUGCUGUUUACAAAAAAUGCAUUUUGUGGUUCAUCGACUGUUUAGUUAUCUCUGAUGUUUACAAAAGCAUGUAAGUUAGAUUCAUUCGAGGCUACACUGCCUUUAAUGUUUACAAAAGCAUGUUAGGUAAGACUAAAUUGUCUUUGAUCUUGACAAAAGUUUGCAUUUUCAAUCUCAACGAUGACUUUAAAUUGUCUUUGAUGUUUGUAAAAACAAGUCAAUUUGGGGCUUCAUCCGGACACUGCCCCUGCUUUGCUGUGGUGUCUCGAGUAGAAAUUCAGUCCUCCCUUCUUGCAGUUUGUUUAUUUAGCUCGGUGACAGCGCGUCCAUCAAUCAAGCGCAGCGAUUGGUAAUUUGUCGUUGAUUUAACGCGUGUCGUUGACAGAUUUGAGUGAAUGUGACCGUGGGAGGAUAUGAGGAGACGGGCUGCUUGCGUGAGGUUUGAUUUUUUAUUUUUUUUUUAUUUUCAUCAAGUGCUGCUGUCUCAUCCACCUUCUGAUGUGUCACCCAUGAAAAUAAGCUAAUUUAGUUAUGACACGGUCUCUUGUCGCUGUGCAGAGGCAACACUUUGUCCCAAAAAUUGGAGCCGGCGAGCGCAGGCGGCACAGAGGAGGAACAUUACUCUCUAGCCAAUGUGAGGAAAACCUCUGAUGCAAGAAAGGCAUCGAGAUUUUGCUGAGUUCCAGGUGUCAAGCACAUUCGUACUUCAUUUUAUUACCGUAAUUUCUCGUGUAUAAUGCACACCCAUGGAUAAUACGCACCCCCAAAGUUGACCUCAAAAUUCUGGAAAACCCUUCUACCUAAGUAUAAUGCCUUUUUACAAUGCAUGAUUUUGCUUCUACCCAUAUGAAAAACAUAAACAUAAAGUAUUAUCUAGAUUUUGUUAAGCACUUCAUUUGAACACGUAAUGCUUUCUUUUUAUUUACUUGCUCUUAUUUUGAAAUUCACAGCCCUACUUUGAUUUAGUAUGUGAGAAAACACACAGAUGUGCUCAUUUGAUUACCCAGGCAGAAUUUGUAAAUUUAUUUUUAUUUUAAUGGCAUUCAAAUUAAACUGUCAAGCAUUUCAGAAAACCAUUAUCAAUGAACAAAACAUAACCAUAAAGAAAUUAAUGAUUGUUGUUGUUCAGUCAACAGUCGUAUUUUAAAAAACAAUAUUUCACAAAUUCUGCCAGGGUAUGUAAACCUAUGAGCACAACUGUACAUAUUAUGCUGUCAUAUUGGAAUGAAAGUGUAGGCUACACCUUUUUCUUAGCCUCUCGGUGGCGCUGGCUUAUUAGAAUGAAUAGAUUUGCAAAACUACUGUUUUGCAAAUCAUUGUAUUCUAUUUUUAUUUAUGUUUAACACAACUUCCCAACUUCAUUGGAAUUUGGGGUGUACUAUAAGAGAUAACAAUGCGAUACAUUACCGUAUCAAUAUUUUGUCUUUCUUAGAAAAUAUUGCGUUAAAAAGAUAUUAGAUGCUCAUGUAUUGAUAAUGAUACAAUGCAGACAGUACUGUAUUGUUAUUUUGUCCUUGCCCCUACUGACCAUGAGCAGAAAAUAGUGCUUGCAAAAGUCAGCGCCUUCAUUUGAUAGAGGCAAAAUGUAUCAUUGUGAUAACUGUUGUAACUUGACUGCAUUCAGCCGAGAGCAGUUUUGACAACCCACGUCGACAAAUCAUCCGCCGCUGGCACUGCAUAAUUCAAAAAUCCGCCUUACUCCAGUUUCCUUUUCGCCCCUUCCGUAAUCUGCUGAUGUUUCCGCGGUCGUCGAGGCAACGAGGCAUCACUGACAUUUUGGGAGUUCAUCAUCCUACACACACAAAAAAAACACAAACAAAAAAAAAUCCCAGCGUCUCUGCACCUUUUGCAGCGCCAGUGUGGGAGGUGAUGGUUUGCAUGUGAUUUGGCAAAGGUGAUGCGCACAAAUGUUUCACAUAAAAAUGAAGUUCCAAUUAAUCUUUUGUAAAAACAUAAAACAGAAACUUUGUUUCAGUGAACCCUAACCCAUUUUUAUUAAACAACAAAGAUGACAAAAUAAAUGUGUGAUUUACAAUCUUUAAUGACCCUAGCGUACAUGUUUUUGUAAACAUCAAAGAAAAGUAGUUCAAAUUAAGCAAUCACACUGUACGUUUUUGUAAAAUCUAAAAAUGUGUUUGUGAACAUCAAAGAUAAUUUAAAUUCUUUAAUGAACCUAACACGUUUGAAAACAUUAACGACAAUUAUUGAUAAAUAAAAACAGACCAUGUAAAAUCUUAAAUAAACAUAAAUGUUGGUCUUAAACCUAACAUAGAGUACAUGUAUUUUAAACAUCAAAAACAAUUAGUAGAUGAUUCUGCAUCGACCUUUGACACGCUACAUUUUACGCUUGCAGUUUGUUUUUUGUUCAAAUAGCUUUACGAUGUAUUUAAAAAAGUUUAAAAUGUUUUAAGUUUAUUUGACAAACUAUACAUACAAUACAUAUACAUAUAUACAUAUAUAUACAUAUACAUACAUAUAUAUAGUAUAGUCUCAGUACUGUAUAUUGCAUAUUUUCACCAAUUUGGAUGAACAGGUCAGAGCACUGGCACGCCUAUCGAUUAUUCCAAACUAUUUUCGGAGUCCGCCCGACAGGUAUUUUUACGAGUUUAAAGAAAUUCACUUUGUAUUUUGCGCCAGAUGUUGCAUCACCGCAGAGCAUCUGCUCCCUCAGCUGCCCGUGAAAAGAAUUCUCCCCUUCUAAACGUGCUCUGCUUUUAACUCUUAAAAAAACAACAACAACAAAAAAACAACUACAAAAAACACGGUGGGCCGGGGACAGCCACGUGCCAGCCGCCAGACCUGAUGUCGUUACUGGCAAAAAAUAAUAAUAAUAAAUGCACGUAGAUGCGGUAUGAGGCAGGUGUAUAGAAUAUGGCAGUAUGCAUAAUAACCCUCACAAAAACUAGAUUGACUGCAGUGAACUUCAAAUGCCUUAUAAGCCAAAUUUAAAAUGUUCCUCAGCACAAAUAUAUGCAAAGAUGUGCUCCCCCCCGCCUCCCACGUGAUAAUAGGUUCCACGGGAAAAUAGGAAAUAUUGAACUUGUGACACAAACAAAAAACCUCACACACCCCCCCAAAAAAUCUCACCGCCCCCCAAAAAUACUCACACACCAAAAAAGCUCUCGCCGCACUCAAGAACCUCUCACACGUACCCAAAAACUCACAUUUAACAGUAAAACUCACACACAAUAAAACAGUCACACUCAGCAAAUAAUCUCUCACACACACACCAAAACCUUAAACACACAAAACACCUUAAAAAAAACUCAUAUCCACCAAAAGCCUCACACGCAUACGCACACACAAAAUAUUCAUACACAUCCAAAAAAAACCUCUCAUGUCCCAAAAACCUCUCUCACACACACACUCAAAAAACUCAUAAAACAAAAUACUCUCGCACACGUGCCCCCAAAAUAACCUCCCACCAUAAAACACCAAACAAAUCUUUCACACCUACCAAAAAACCUCACACACAAACCUCUAACAAAAAACCCUCAUACCCACCAAUAACUUCUCACAUGCAAAACACUCUCUUCCCCCCGCAAAAAUCUCUCACACAAGUCCCAAAAAAAAACUCACAGCCACAAAAAAAAGAACGCUGACACACUCCAAGAAACUUUUGCACACAACAAAAAAACUCUCACACAUACAGAAAAAUGUCACUCACACCACAAACCUCUCACAUUCUCUAAAACCCUUCUCACACAUAUAAAAACACACACAACAAAAAACCUCUCACGUACAAAAAACUCUCACAAUCAUCCAAAAACUCACUCACUCACGAAACCUCUCACACACAUCAAACCUCACAUUCCCCAAACACUGUCUGUCUGUCUCUCUCUCUCUCUCUCUCUCUCUCUCUCUCUCUCUCACUCACUCACUCACCCACUCACGAAACCUCUCACACACAUAAAACCUCAUGUUCCCCAAAAACUCUCUCUUUCACACACACAAACACAAAACCCCUCCAUACAAAAGAAACCUCACAAAAAGCGUCAGCGGGAAGCAGAGUUGCACCUCAACUUGUGUGGGCAGCAUUCAUCUAAUCAAUAGCGCAACAGUGUUCAAACUGGAGUUCAGAACAUUCAGCACCCGAUUGAAAUCGAAUUUCACGCAAUUAAAUGCCAUAUCGAUGAGACAUGAUUUCUGUAUGCCGCAGUGGGUUUCUCUUUCCUGUCAUCACACCUGAGAUCACACCUGAGAAGCGACAGCAGGUCAACGCUAAAAGGGUACGUGGUGCCCCCCCCGCCCCCCUCCCAAAAAAAUAUUUGCAUAUUGAUAGCGGCCAAUUAAUUAUGCGUCUAUAUACUCCUGUGGCUGAGCUCUUAUUUAUCUCCCCCUGCCGCCAAAUUAACAUACAAAACGAGGUCAAAAGUAAUCAAGCAUCAAAUAAGUGUUCAUUUUUAUUUUUUUAAAGUCUCAUGAGUGACAAGCAGCGAGUGAGUGACAAGUGGAGGAAAAAAAAUAGAAAACGUGGAUUUUUAGGGUGUUGUCUUUCCACUCACGCACAAUUGGAGUUAGGAUAAAUCAAUGAAGCUGAUUUUUGGAGUGUUUACAAAACUAUUCAUCACACCUAUCCACAGUGAAGUUUUUUUUUUUUUUUUUUUAACCACCCAACACUUUUGUGCGGCAAAAUUGCUGGUAUCACGCCCUAACUUUCUGCAACUUUGACCUAACUUUGACUGUAUCGAGGCUAGACUGCUAACAAACUUUUUUUUUUUCAAGAUAAAGGGGAUAAAGGUGAGCAGAAACAGGGACUGCGGGUUAAUUACACGGCAGGCACAUUAAAAUUUAAGCUGAAUACUAAUUUAAAUAGUUUCAUCUUUUCAAUAUGACUGAUGCAGUAAUAAUGAAUUUGCCAGUUAGAACUGCCUGAAAAAAAGGUCACUCAAUCGUUCGAUUUCUUUUUUUUUUGGGGGGGGGGUGAAAAAAUACUAUUAUUCAUAAAUAUAAUUAUUUAAAAAUGUACCAUCAAGGAAUUUUU
This is a messenger RNA of Phycodurus eques (leafy seadragon), 12841 nucleotides long. Its product is annotated as protein-glutamine gamma-glutamyltransferase K-like. The transcript has 15 exons. NCBI's taxonomy places the organism in Eukaryota, Metazoa, Chordata, Actinopteri, Syngnathiformes, Syngnathidae. Gene Ontology annotation, molecular function: protein-glutamine gamma-glutamyltransferase activity. The coding region runs from base 285 to 2654 and encodes 789 amino acids. Gene Ontology annotation, biological process: peptide cross-linking. The record is from RefSeq and is a predicted model, not a curated record.